AUGGCUCUCAAGGAAGCAGCCUCGGGCUCCUUGAAGCGCAAGAGAGGCGCUGCUAGAAGAGCAGACAAAGCACCCGUCUCUGGUCAUGCCCACCUCGACAGCAAGCUCAAAGGAGAGAUUGCUCUGCUUUCCCACGACCUGGUCGACGACCUGUUCCCUUCCUCGUCUCCAGACUCUGCCGAAAUCUACCAUGUCGCCAUCACUCCUUGGGCUCCGUCCACCCUCGUCGCCGAUGCCGCUACACAGUGGGUCAUCCUACCAUGCAGACGACUGCCUCGCGGUCACCCCGAUCUACCGCACUCUUCGAUAAGGAUUUCAAUCUUUUCUCACGUAGCUCAGGCUCUCCAGCGAGCACUGCACACUCAAUCGCCCAAUCGCUCCCUGCGUCCCGCCUCGACCCUCGAAAUCUGUCUCACCCACGUCGUCGCACUACCCCUCGACGUAGUCUACGUUUCGCUCGACUUGACAACCCUGGGGAACACCAAUGGCAUCCAGAAAGAUCACGGGAACACCUUACUGCGAGUCUCAAAGGGUGGGAGAGAGAAGCAAUCGAAAUCCUCGGCCGCAAUCGACUCUGCCCAAGUCACUCGCGUUGUACGGGAUGCCUUGGAUGCUGCACGCGUCGUAAGAGCUGGUGACAUGUUACCCCUCACAUUGGCACGUCCUCAGACACAAGCCUCUGCCUCUCCUGCUCUGGUCACGGCCUGUGAACCCGUCUCCCAAGGACUGGUAACAUCGACAACCCAGAUAGUCGUCGUUUCGCAAAACGAACGUCGUACGAAACCGAGCCGCUCUGUUACCUUCUCGCAGCCGGACGAAGAUACCGCCAACGAGGCAUUCUAUACUGCCGCUGAAGAUGGCGCACAUGCAUCCAUCGAUACUGUGCUGGACUCUGACCUAACCUCUGAUGAUGCUUUGUCCGAAUUAGGUGAUCUUUCGGAUGAUCCAGAUGACAUGAUCUCUCUGAGCUCACCUUCCAUCACAUCUCAACCUUCAGGCAUACUCUCUGCUAGAUCGAAUGCGACCCCCAAACUUUUUGGCAAUCCGCGAGGUAUCAAUACCCCUGGAUCUGUGUUCUCAUCUAUGACUUCCACAACUAUGAGAGGGGCUCAGGGAGGACGAACAAAAACUUUCAAGACCCAAGGACUUCUGGAACGUAUCCCUGAUGACUUUCUCUAUCCAAAACCAGGCUCUCAGCAGGAUGAGGAAGCCCGGGUCUAUGUCGACACCAGUGCUUUGGCAAAGCUCGGUUGCUUCUCUGGUGACUGGAUUCAGUUGCAAAUAGCAGAGGACCCUGCCGGUGCAAACUCUUUAAUGGCAUUUUUCCGUGACCAGGACAUCGACGAGGACAGUACAUCGAGGCCACUCAAAAUAUAUGGACUACCCGAAGGCUUUUCUACUAGGCCACAAAAAUACCCGCUGAAUAACAGAUCUGGUCGACGCGAUAGCAUCUCCUCAUCACAACCUAUUCCUGUCGCGCCUGCUACCCUUUACCUGUCACCUGUUCUACUGGCCAAUCUUGGGAGUCCCAGUCAUGUGCGGAUAUCGUCUUUGCGAAUUACCGAUGUCUCUAAUUUCUUGCGUCCUGGACAAACCAAGUUAAGACUUCAAGGCUCAUCUCUGCCACCUACAGCUAAGGAAGUAACUCUGUCUAGGCUAUCAACACCUCUUUCUGAGGAGAAGUCGACUCAGCCAAGUCUAUUUGCCCGACUGCAAGACUACUUCAAGCAGAAGCAACGCAUUGUAAAGUCUGGCGAUCUCAUCGCUAUUCCAAUCGAUGAAGCGUUGGGGAAAGCAGUAUUCGAAGGAGGUGCUGCAGAUGACACGAAUGACAUAUUGACCCACCUUGAGUCUUCGUCGGGCAACGAUUCUACAAAAGUCCGGUCGUAUGGCUUAGCAGUUGCAUGGUUCCAAGUUGGUGAUGUGAGUUCGCCUUUGACCGAUGCUCAGGAUGCUGAAGAGGCUGGGCUCUGGGGAGGGGUUGUAACUAUUGAUCCUACGGAAACUAGGAUGAGUCAAUCGGGAGCACUGCAGAGGAAGCUGCCCUCUACAACGCAAAACUCGUGGGAGUUUUAUCACGGCAUCAGGAAAGUGCCCAAAUCGCUUGCGAGCGGGAGCUCCCAUCUUCGUACGCCACCCAAAGAACAUGUACCACUAUUGCAACGGCGCAUGCGUGAGCUUAUGGCAGCUGCUAUGAGUCCUCGUGCUGUGCACCUUGGACUUCCACCUCUCGCAAUACUCUUGACAUCGACCCAGCGAAAUAUUGGCAAAGCGUACACAGUCUCUCGUGCUUGCCAUGAUCUAGGUGCUCACGUAUUUUCUAUUGAUGCGUACGAACUGGUCUCGGAAGGAGCUACAGGGGGUGGAGACACCAAGACCGAGGGCUUUCUCAAAGCUAGAGCCGAACGAGGAUUGCAUUGUGGUGCGCAGCACACAUCGCUCUUGAUUCGUCACCUUGAGGCUCUCAGUUCAGAUCGUAUGGCUGGAGCUCUGAAAGACAUCCUAGCUGGUUGUCGUGUGUUGAUUGCUACCUCGACAGAAGUAGACAAGAUACCUGAUGCCAUCCGUGGUAUUUUUACGCAUGAACUCGAGAUGACAGCUCCCGAUGAAGCAGAAAGAGAGGGCAUUCUGCGAUCAAUCAUUGCAAACUCGGGUCUUGUUGUUUCACCCUCGGUUGAUUUGAGCUCUGUGGCAGUCAAAACUGCUGCUCUGGUUGCUGGCGAUCUUGUCGAUGUCGCAGAAAGAGCCGUGCUCAACCAGGCAGUUCGUCUCGAGUCUCUAGCGGUCGCAUCUUCUAUGUCUCGCGAGAAACCCAUCUCUGUCAGGGACAUUCAGAUAGCUGGUGGCGACUCGGCUAUCUCGCUUACCUCUGCAGACUUCGAGAAGGCUGUCGAUGACGCCAGAAAGAAUUUUGCAGACUCUAUUGGCGCACCCAAAAUCCCUAAUGUGCAAUGGUCAGAUGUCGGAGGUUUGGCCAACGUCAAGGAGGCUGUCAUUGAAACUAUCCAAUUGCCGCUUUCGCGUCCAGAGCUCUUCGCAAAGGGUCUGAAGAAGCGAAGCGGUAUUCUGUUCUAUGGACCCCCAGGAACGGGAAAGACGUUGCUGGCAAAGGCCAUUGCAACAGAAUUCAGCCUCAACUUUUUCUCCGUCAAAGGGCCGGAACUACUCAACAUGUAUAUUGGUGAGUCUGAAGCCAACGUGAGACGUGUCUUCCAAAGGGCAAGAGACGCAAGACCUUGUUGUGUAUUCUUUGACGAACUUGACUCGGUCGCACCAAAACGUGGCAAUCAAGGUGACAGUGGUGGUGUCAUGGAUCGUAUCGUCAGUCAAUUGCUAGCCGAAUUAGAUGGCAUGAGCGAUGGAGACGAAGGCGGUGGUGGUGUCUUUGUCAUCGGCGCGACAAACAGACCAGAUUUACUCGAUCAAGCACUGCUGCGUCCUGGCCGUUUCGACAAGAUGCUGUACCUUGGCAUCAGUGAUACUCAUGAGAAGCAGCAAAGGAUAUUGGAGGCGCUUUCAAGAAAGUAA
Aureobasidium uvarum is the source of this 3528-nucleotide messenger RNA. The record is from the annotation of a GenBank genome assembly. NCBI's taxonomy places the organism in Eukaryota, Fungi, Ascomycota, Dothideomycetes, Dothideales, Saccotheciaceae.